This is a messenger RNA of Trichomycterus rosablanca, 1179 nucleotides long. It is a transcript of the gene mrpl39, whose product is annotated as mitochondrial ribosomal protein L39. Gene Ontology annotation, cellular component: mitochondrion. The transcript has 10 exons. The record is from RefSeq and is a predicted model, not a curated record. NCBI's taxonomy places the organism in Eukaryota, Metazoa, Chordata, Actinopteri, Siluriformes, Trichomycteridae. Bases 108 to 1124 code for a protein of 338 amino acids. Gene Ontology annotation, molecular function: RNA binding; nucleotide binding.
GAGCAUUAGCAUGUAGCUCCCGGUGCGGAUUAGCUCAUUCGUUUCCUAAUUUAAAGUUCGAAUUUUGUAAUAUUUUUAUUUUAUUGUUGUCUUUUUGAGUAAAAACUAUGGCUUGUCGGACGGUUUGUUUUAUGCUGCAGCGCCGUCUGGCGUCCGGCGCGGCGGCCGAGGGUCCGUCUGCGCCGGAGGUGCGCGGCUGGCGCGGCGCCCUGUUCUCCAAGGAGCUGGCCCGGCAGCGCUCGUUGUACCCACGCGUGGAGAAAAUCGAGGUGAGCGUGGACGGCCCGGGGCUGCAGGGGGCGCUGCUGGUCAUGAACAAGGGCGUGUCCACUCCGCACAGCUGUGCCAGACAUCUGACGGAGUGGCACGUGACGAGUUCGGCCCUCGCCCUGGUGGACGGCCAGCAGUGGCACGUGCACCGCCCGCUCGCGCGAUCCUGCUCCCUCGCGCUGCUCACGUUCAAAGACGCCGAGCCUCGGCUGGCCAAUCAGGCGUACUGGCGCUCCUGUGCGGCCCUGCUGGGCCAAGUGCUGGACCAGGCCUUUAAGGAGGAGUACCGCGUGGAGCUGCUGGAGGUACCGGAAGUGCCAGUGACGUCGGGGGCGUUCUGCUGCGACCUGGUCCUGGACCCUCGGUUAGAUUCCUGGACUCCCUCUGAGGAGAGCCUGCGCUCCUUCACCCGCGAAGCUCAGCGGCUCAUCCACGCAGAUUUACCCUGGGAGCCCCUGGAGGUGUCGCCCGCCGUGGCUCUGGAGAUCUUCUCUCACAGCAGAUUUAAACAAGAGGAGGUGGAGAAACUGGCCGCUCAAAGCCCCGGCGGCACCGUGUCCUUAUACAGGUGUGGGGAACACGUGACGCUGUCAGGAGGCCCCCUGGUGGGUAGAACGGGUCUCUGCGCUCAGUACGAGGUGACGGCUCUGCAUGCACUGGAGGAAGGACCAGGGGGACUGCAGCGCCGCGCCCAGGGUCUCUCACUACCCAUGAACCUCACGGCUCACCAUGCGGUGUGGAGGAAGCUGAGGAAGCGCGCAGAGAAGCUGGUGAAGGUUCCGGCGUCUCCGGCGAACGAAGCUGUGACCGCGCCCCCCUCUACAGAAGCCGCACCCCCUCCGUCCCGGCAGUGACCCACGGCUUCGGUCCCUUUGUAUCAUAUCGUCGAAUAAAACAAACAAGUCGGCA